AUGUCCACCGAGACAUACAAGGCAAUUUUGAAGAUAGCAGUGGUGUUGAUAUCAGGAUCGAUUUUUCAACUGAAGGACGACUCCAUCGAUAAGUACUUGCCAUUGUACGAGACGUUGAUAGAAUACCUCGAUGUGAUAGAUAUCAUGACCCAGAAGUUGUACCUCCACGACAGCAAAAUAACCUAUAACACCAUCAAGUUGGUCAAUGACUUGAUUCUCAAAGCUUUGAAGUUUCAGUAUAGUGGGAUUAUUACUUUAGCAGGAAGAUUGAAGCAUGUCACUUUAUUCAGUACCAUUGGUAACUUGAUUGAUACCGACGACAAGUCAAUUUUGGACGCCAUCUCCAACUUGAAGAUAAGCUACGCCAAGUUGAACGACUACUUAAAUGACACCAAGUUCGACUUGUCGAUAAAGUCCCACCAAAUUAUGUUGAAUAAUUUAUUUCUCUACUUGGAAAUCAGCUUGAACGAGUUUGGGACGCCUGCUAAACCAGAAGAGUAUAUCAAGGCUGGUUUCACCGAGAACCCUCGAAAAUUCAUCGUCGAUAAUGCUACAAUCUUAUUGGCAAUGGACUUGAAAAUCUUCUUGAAAGAUCCAAAUAUGACCUUCAAGAAAAAGUUUCAUGAGGAAUUGAUGAUGAGUGAUCACAACAGAACAUUUCCAAUGUACUUAUUUAUAGAGAAGGCAACAUACUUGUGGAUCGAUGUGUUUAGCCAUAAGGAAAAGUACCCCCGGAUAUACGAUAAUAUCUUGAGUUGGGAAUUAAUGAUGUACUACACCAUGAACUCGUGUCUCACCUUAUGGCAAGAGACGAAGGCCCAAUUGACCAACGACGAGGAUGUUAGCAGAAUUAUGGGAUUGAUAAAGGACAAUGUUUAUCUCAUUGAGGAGAACUUAACCAAUCAUUUGAGUACCAAGACGAUUGAGGAAUGUCUUGACUUGACCUUGAAUGAGACUAACGUCGAACUUAGAAGACACCAGAUUGACCGUAUAAAGGGUUCAUUUUCCGAUGUGUGGGAUGCAAGAUUCACAGAAUUCAAUAAGCAGUUGGCUUUUGAAGUUAUGGAAUUUGUGUGUGAACAAAGAGUUAUUCAGCUAUUGAAGGGCUCUUGGGCAGCAAACGGUUCUGUUAUGGCUGCUAAAUACUAUUUCAUUCUCUUGUCUCCAAACAGACAAUAUUUAUACUACAAAGAGUUCACUGAAAAGUCUCUUCAAAAACCUUCUUUUGAAGAAAUGGAGCAGCAGCUGAUCAAGUUGACGGACAUCACCGACCUAAGAUCUCAGAAAGUUGGUGAUCAUGUGGGAGAAGAAGAUAAGAAGAAACAUAGUAUGUUGAUCUCUGUCAAAGGUACCAUUUCGUAUGAGAAAAUUACCUUGAUAGGGGCCAACAACAAGAAAUUGUUGAGCUUCUACACUGAUACACAAGUCAACAAGUAUGUGUGGUUAGAUGGUUUGAAGAUGUUAAAGGGAAUAAUCAAGCCCGGACAAUUGUCCAGUGACACUGAAAAGCAGUUAGAUGCUUUGGUGGAUAUAAGAAGAAACACCCAAUUAAUGAAUUUGGAAGACGUCAAACUGGUCAACCAAGUCACUUUUAGGGAAACAAGUGGUCUGUCAUCAGAUGACGAAGAUUAUUACGACAUCAAUGAGUUAACAACCGUCGCUACUGAUAAGUACUAUUAUGCUGUAUAG
Messenger RNA from Yamadazyma tenuis ATCC 10573, 1689 nucleotides. The record is from RefSeq and is a predicted model, not a curated record. NCBI's taxonomy places the organism in Eukaryota, Fungi, Ascomycota, Pichiomycetes, Serinales, Debaryomycetaceae.